Molecule: messenger RNA, 1840 nt
Organism: Prorocentrum cordatum
Lineage: Eukaryota; Dinophyceae; Prorocentrales; Prorocentraceae
Source: the annotation of a GenBank genome assembly
CCCAGCCUUCCGUAGCCAUUUUGGCUCAAGCAUUGCGGCUCAGGCUUCUGUAGUGCAAUCCGCAUACACAUACACGUUGUAUAUCGCACACGCAGGCAAUCUCCUCUUGUGCCGUUCCGUCGGAUGGCAGUCAAGAAGGCAUGCCUGACCUUGCGCUGGGUGGUGCCGCUUCUCUGCAGCCUACCCACCGCGACUUCCAUCAGCGCGGGAGUGAACAUCAGCACCCAUGAGACUCUCCGCACGGAGGCUGAGCGAUCGGCGUUCACGGUCGACUGCACAGGUCGCACUUACAACAACCAGGUGGCAUAUUGCCAGUCGCAGGGAUUGUCCAUCGCCAGUAUCCACAACAAUGCCGAUAACAACGCGGUCUUGAGCUUGCUUCAAUCUCAGGGAUGCAGCGCGUACAUCGGCGCUGAGUCCAACGGAGCCGGCACCUGGUCGUGGAGAGACGGCACACCAUGGGAUUACGUCAGUCCGCUGAACGACGGGCUCACUGGUUACAGCGAGACAAAGAUUGCGUACCUUUCUGACGGUUGGUGGCACGAUUGGCAAACGGGGAAUUCUAUUCACGGUGUGGUGUGCCAGGGCGUAGCGUCAACGCCCAGCCCGACGCCCUACCCGACGCCUUACCCGACGCCAUACCCGACACCCUACCCCACGCCCUACCCGACGCCUUACCCGACGCCCUACCCGACGCCGAAGCCGACGCCGAAGCCGACGCCGAACCCGACGCCGAACCCGACGCCGAGCCCGACGCCGAGCCCGACGCCGUACCCGACGCCGUACCCGACGCCGUACCCGACGCCGUACCCGACGCCCUUCCCGACUUCUUUCCCGACGGCCUUCCCGACGCCCUUCCCGACGCCCUUCCCGACGCCCUUCCCGACGCCCUUCCCGACGCCCUUCCCGACGGCCUUCCCGACGCCCUUCCCGACGCCCUUCCCGACGCCCUUCCCGACGGCCUUCCCGACGUCCUUCCCGACGCCUUUCCCCACGCUUUUCCCCACGGCAUACCCGACGGCCUUCCCGACGCCCAGCCCGACUCCUAGCCCGACGUAUCCUCCUGGUUGGCCGACUCCACAUCCGACGUUUCCGCCUGCAGCUCCCAUGGCGGGCGGAGCUAGCGCCGGCGUGGCUGCCACUGGCGACCCCCACCUUCAAAACCUUCAUGGUGAGCGGUUCGACUUGAUGAAGGCGGGGAAACACGUUUUGAUAAGCAUCCCUCGUGGAAUGGGCGCUGAAGACGCAUUGCUUCGUGUGCAGGCCGAUGCGCGCCGGUUGGGUGACCACUGUGCGGAAAUUAUUGCAUGUACUUCCAAGAAGUGAACAUCACAGGAUUUUGGGCAGAGGCCAAACAAGUGGGAGGGUAUCAUUACCGCGCAUUUCAAAGUCCAGUCGAGAUUCCGCAGUGGGUUGCGUUUGGUCCGGUUCAGCUGAAAGUCGUUCAUGGACGUACUGACGGUGGCCAUUUGUAUUUAAAUGUCUACGCGAAGCAUUUGGGACGAGCAGGGUUUGCCGUUGGAGGUCUGCUGGGGGAGGACGACCACGAAGACGUAAUGCAUUCCCCAGCGGCAUGUGCGGAGCGUGUGUCUCUUUCGCGCGUCCAGUCGGAAGCGCACGGCCCUGACCCCACUAGGGCCUUAGAUGGUGUAGCGACCUUCGCCUGACGGGGCCGUAGUUACCGCGCUGAUGUUUCUGUUAUUGGGCCUCCUAAAACAAGUUUUCUGGUACCAGAUCAUGGCUCUACGGCCCUCGGAGCCGAACGACUUCUGCCCCGUACCGUGUUGGAGCGGGACCUGAACGGAGUCCAGACAUGUGCAUGGGCGCCGUUCUCGUACAG